GAAGUGAAGAUUAGAAUUUCAGAGAUAAUUGCAGAGAUAAGAAUGAACACUAUCAAGUGAUAUGAACUUACAUAACCAGAUGAUUGUGUAGAAAACUCAAGUGUUGAAGAGUAUUUACAGCACACAAAAAUGCAAGAUUCUAUUCUCCUUUUAUUGAUAUUGAAGAUUAUCAGGUUACAGUUUUUCCCACCCGUUAUUACAAUAGAGGCUCAAACAACUGACAUGUUUUAUGAAGAUGAGUUUGGGUUCAUUAAGGCAAAUCCAUCAUUUAAAUUAGAUGGCCCUUUGCCAACUGGAGCAAUAAAGCUACUGAGAGAAGCUUUAGGAACCACUGAAUCAUAUUCUAAAACAGAAUCUGCCGCAAAGGGUGAAGAAGAUUCAACAAAAACAGAUUCUCCAAAAGUUAGGAAAAGAAAUGCAAACAACAAUGAAUUAAAUGAUAGACCUACAUCCAGUGAAGAAUCUUCAAAAUUUUAUGAAGAUGAAUUUGGUUUUAUAAAAGCAAAUAGUUCUUUUUGGAUUCACAGCAGUGAGUCAAAAAAGAAUAAGAGAAGUGUUGCAGAAGAUUUAUCCAAAUUUAUAAAAAACUAUGAGAAUGGUGAAGAACUAGUUCAAGAAAUGAAUGAUAAGAUCAAUGCAAAUGAGGAUGUGGAUUAUGACAAGUUGAGGGUCAAUCUUGAAACGCCUGUUAGUUCCAUAACGAGGAUCCCACUGAUCUACAAUGAAGUCAAUGGUCAGUAUCAAGGAGAGAUAGCAGUGGGGACCCCUCCUCAAUUCUUCAAUGUGAUAUUUGACACAGCAUCAUCAGACUUGUGGAUCCGAUCCUAUAAAUGCAAGUACAAGAAUGCAGACAUUGGAAAUCCUGACACUGCUAAAUCAUUCAAAAGCUGGCUCUCUUCCACAUAUGAGAAAAUGAAUGGUAGUGUUGACAAUCAGUAUGCAUCAGGAAGAGUUCAAGGAAUUACAGCAAUGGAAGUAGUAAAAAUUGGAGGACUUACCAUAAAAAAUCAAAUAAUCGUAGAAGCUCUUCUAUUGCAAGAUUUGCCAUACACAAUUUUUGAUGGAAUAUUUGGGUUAAGUCCCAAAGAUGAUCGCCAUUAUUUAAUGUCACCUUUCUAUAAUAUGAUACUUCAGGACUUAGUGCCUUCUCCUGUGUUUUCUCUCUAUUUCUCCGAUGCAAAAAAUGAAUUAAUAUUUGGAGGAGUGGAUCCAAACUACUAUAAAGGAGAGUUUAUAUUUGUGAAUACACUCAACAAGAUGACUGAUCGCUGGCAAUUUCUCUUCAAAGGGAUAUAUGUGGAAGAUAAGGAGUUGAGCAAAAGGGGUUGUCUGGGUAUUGUGGACUCAGGCUCUGACUUUUUGAUGGGGUCUAAGGAAUUAAUAGAAGCGAUUAUGGAAUCAAUAGACCCUCAACGGGUUACCAACAAAGUGCAUGAAGGCUAUAUCGUCUCUUGCAGUGAUAUUGACAAACUAAAAGAAGUAAGAUUUAAAACCAUGGAGAACAAGAUAUUAUCCAUGAUGCCUAAGGAAUAUGUUAAACGGGCUGUAAUUAACAACAGCGAGUUUUGCUACACAUCUUUCUUGGUUCUCCAUGGGUUAAAUACUACAGACUCUACUCCCAUUCUGUGUUUCGGCAGCGUAUUUAUGAGGAAAUAUUACACACAGUUUGACCUCAAGGAGAGCAGAAUUGGUUUUGCACUAGCAAGCUAAGACAUGUUUACUGAUGUACACACAAGCUGACAUGCUUACUGUUGCACAUAUCAAAAAUAACAUUGAAGAGCCUGAAUAAUUUGAUGAAAUUAUUGAUUACUCUUCAAUCGUUCUGGCUGAAUUGCAGUUCUCUGUGAAAACCAUUUAUAAAUUCAUUUCACCCAGCUGUAACAAUAAAUUCUAAAAUAUUAUAUUCAUAAAUAUUCCAUCACUUUUCCUCAUAGAAAUGAAACAAAUCAGUCAUUUAUUACCUAGUCUAUCAACAUGAAGUAAGUAACGUUUAUUGAAUAAAAACAGAUCAAUGCUGUUAUCAUCUUUGUAAAUCACUUUGUUCUCAGCUUAAUUACGUUGAUCAGUAAUAUGAUCACAAGGAUCUAAAGUAUACAAAUAGUGGGGUACAAAAAUAUGUAGUCUAUAUUUAAACUCCUCAAAUUAUUUUGCAGAUAAGAAUUUUUUUUAAUGAGAUGUAUUAAGUAAAAGUGGAAAAUGUUAAAAUAAAACACAUGGAUCACCCAUUGUUCA
Molecule: messenger RNA, 2232 nt
Organism: Homalodisca vitripennis (glassy-winged sharpshooter)
Lineage: Eukaryota; Metazoa; Arthropoda; Insecta; Hemiptera; Cicadellidae
Product: lysosomal aspartic protease-like
Exons: 9
Coding region: 130-1710 (526 amino acids)
Biological process (GO): proteolysis
Molecular function (GO): aspartic-type endopeptidase activity
Source: RefSeq, a predicted model, not a curated record